ACUAUACGUCUAUACCACCCUGGUAUGAGGUGGUAUUUUUCAUACCAUAUGGUAUGCUGUUAUUUAAUACCAUAUGGUAUUGACUGGUAUUAAAUAACAACAUAUGAUAUUGACUGGUAUUUUUCAUACCAUAUGGUAUGCUGUUAUUUAAUACAAGUCAAUGCAUGUUUUUGGAUGUUUCUCAAUGCAUGUUGAACAAAACUAUAGUCCAUGUCGCCCCGAAAUUUGUAGGUCCAGCCUCAUCCGAUUGUUUGUCGUGGUUUCUUGCCCUUGGUACCAAGGCCAGCUCAUGGUGCAGAAAGCAUUUGAAGAUGACUCUGAUGUCCAUACAAGAUUCUCAAGAGGAAGAACACAGCCGUCUCUUCUUUCAGCUUCUUCUGGAGUUGCUCAGCCUAUCUACUGCUAACAUAUUGUCUUUAACAAAAUAUCCACUUCUCAGCAGCAAGGAAUUAGUAGACGUUGAGAAAUUCAUUCUGGAGCUGCUAAAUAUGAUAAUAUAUGUGGUCGUUGAGAUUAAGAGGAUUAAUUCAUUGGGUUCUGAAGUACUAAAGGUUGCACAAACAUCAAUUGAUGCUUUGAUAAAUAUGUGCAAGAGUUGCGAAGCUGUGCCCAGGUCAUCACUGCUGCUACUUGGUCGUGUUGCAUUGUUCAAUUCUUUGCUUAGCCACUCUGCUGGUUUUGACGAAGAUGUGAAGAUCAAAAGCACUAGAAAACUAGGACGGUUCUUGGAUGUUAUAGUCGAUGAGGACAUUUACUCUUGUGUUCUUAUCUUGCAAAUUCCGGUUAGCAUAUCUGAUGUUGACUUGAAGACCCUGAAGUUUAUAAUUAAUAUUAUUCAGAACUUGAAGCAUCCCAAAGAUGAGAUGGAGAAAUUUAUAGAACUCCACGGUCUUUUUAUCUCUGGUCCGACAGCUUCAGAUUCUUGCUUGUACCAGUGCAAACCACAUCUGGCACUCUUCAUGGGAGGGCUUGCGGACGUGCAGAUGUCAGAAAGUAAUGAUUGUAAAAAGACCACCGCAGUGUGGGAUUUAUACCACAUGCUGUUGAAGGAACAACACUGGGCACUCGUCCACCUUGUCAUUCCAUCAUUUGGGUACUUUGCUACCCAUACUUCAUGCAAUCAACUUUGGAGAUUUUUCCCACAAAAUGCAGCCCUUUCGUAUGACGUUAUGUCAGCAAGUGAAGUAUCAGAGCAGAGAUUCAUGUCAGAGUUGAAGGCGUUCCUGGAGAAGGAAGUCGCUGUUUUAGCAACUGUCUCAGCCAGCUCCUAG
Linum tenue is the source of this 1271-nucleotide messenger RNA. The record is from the annotation of a GenBank genome assembly. NCBI's taxonomy places the organism in Eukaryota, Viridiplantae, Streptophyta, Magnoliopsida, Malpighiales, Linaceae.